Molecule: messenger RNA, 3675 nt
Organism: Morus notabilis
Lineage: Eukaryota; Viridiplantae; Streptophyta; Magnoliopsida; Rosales; Moraceae
Exons: 17
Coding region: 353-3424 (1023 amino acids)
Molecular function (GO): hydrolase activity
Source: RefSeq, a predicted model, not a curated record
GUUUUUUGGGGUGGGAAAUGGUGGCGCAAAAAAUUAUUGAAAAAAAAAAAAAGAGAGAGAAAAAAGAAUAUGCCAUUGCCGUAAUGCUUUGUUCCUCUCACACAUCCUCAGAUGCUAAUGUUCCUCUUCAUCUGAGAGAACCUUAAAACUCUCUCUCUCUCAGAGUUUUUUUUUCUGAAGCAUUCUGGUUCUUGGCGUUCGAUUGAUUGGGCGCUUCGAAGGUCGGUUUCUGAUUCUGGUUUUCGGAAUUGGUUGUGGUGCUGGUUGUGUUGCAUCUGUUGGUUUAUCUGCAAAAACCUGAAUCUGGGCAAGGAGAUUGGAUGAAUGUUAGGUUACGAGUGGAAGGUUAUUGAUGGGAUCUAAUAAGCAGUCUGUUGGUUUUCUGGAUUCCCUCAGAAUGGAGAGGGUUAGAACGAUUUUAACUCAUACAUAUCCUUACCCCCAUGAGCACUCGCGUCAUGCUAUAAUUGCAGUUGUUGUGGGUUGUCUAUUUUUCAUCUCGUCGGACAACAUUCAAACCCUUGUAGAAAAGUUGGACAAUAACAUUAAAUGGUGGUCCAUGUAUGCCUGUCUUCUUGGUUUCUUCUAUUUUUUUUCAUCCCCAUUUAUAGGGAAGACUAUCAAGCCGAGUUAUUCAAAUUUUAGUCGAUGGUAUAUUGCUUGGAUUUUAAUAGCAGCCCUAUACCAUCUUCCUAGUUUUCAGUCAAUGGGGGUGGACAUGAGAAUGAAUCUGUCUUUGUUUCUGACUAUAUACGUCUCUUCUAUUAUAUUUCUCCUUGUCUUCCACAUCAUAUUUCUUGGGCUUUGGUACAUUGGUCUUGUUUCACGUGUUGCUGGAAGGAGGCCAGAGAUCUUGACUAUUUUUCAAAACUGUGCUGUCCUUAGUAUAGCGUGCUGUGUAUUUUAUAGUCAUUGUGGCAACCGUGCUAUUUUGAGAGAGAGACCACUUGACCGCAGAAAUUCUCAUUGGUUUUCUUUCUGGAAGAAAGAAGAGAGGAACACUUGGCUUGCAAAAUUUAUCCGCAUGAGUGAAUUGAAAGACCAGGUCUGCUCUUCUUGGUUUGCUCCAGUUGGGUCUGCAAGUGAUUAUCCGCUUUUGUCCAAGUGGGUUAUUUACGGCGAGUUAGCGUGCAAUGGCUCAUGUACGGGUUCAUCAGAUGAAAUCUCUCCUAUAUACUCAUUGUGGGCAACAUUUAUUGGCCUUUACAUUGCAAAUUAUGUAGUGGAAAGGUCAACAGGGUGGGCUCUUACUCACCCUUUGUCAGUUCAAGAAUAUGAGAAGUUGAAGAAGAAGCAAAUGAAGCCAGAUUUUUUGGAUAUGGUUCCUUGGUAUUCAGGAACAUCAGCUGAUUUGUUCAAGACGGUGUUUGACCUCCUUGUGUCAGUGACUGUCUUUGUUGGCCGUUUUGACAUGAGAAUGAUGCAAGCAGCAAUGAGCAAGGUUCAUGGUGGAGCUGAACAAGGGGAUCUUCUAUACAGUCAAUUUAAUGAGAAGGACGAUCUAUGGUUUGACUUCAUGGCCGAUACUGGUGAUGGUGGGAACUCAUCCUAUACAGUAGCCCGACUGCUUGCUCAGCCUUCCAUUAAUCUCAACAGAGGUGAUUCUAUGCUUAAUCUACCACGUGGAGACUUACUUCUUAUUGGAGGGGAUCUUGCGUAUCCUAAUCCAUCAGCAUUCACAUAUGAAAGGCGUCUCUUUUGUCCUUUUGAGUAUGCUCUCCAACCACCUUCAUGGUAUAAAGAAGAACACAUAGCUGUAAAUAAGCCCGAGGUGCCUUCAGGCGUGUCUGAACUGAAGCAAUAUAAUGGGCCUCAGUGUUUUGUUAUCCCUGGAAACCAUGAUUGGUUUGAUGGACUUCAUACGUUUAUGAGGUAUAUUUGUCAUAAAAGCUGGUUGGGUGGGUGGUUUAUGCCUCAGAAGAAGAGUUACUUCGCUUUGCAGCUUCCAAAAAGAUGGUGGGUGUUUGGUCUUGAUUUGGCCCUCCAUGGUGAUAUUGAUGUGUACCAAUUCAAGUUCUUUUCAGAGCUAGUAAAAGAAAAGGUUGGAGAUGAUGACUGUGUGAUCAUUAUGACACAUGAACCCAAUUGGCUUCUUGAUUGGUACUGGAAUGAUGUUUCUGGAAAGAAUGUCUCGCACCUGAUUUGUGAUUAUUUGAAAGGAAGGUGUAAACUCCGAAUUGCCGGGGACUUGCAUCAUUAUAUGCGCCAUUCAUUCGUUAAAUCUGAUGGGCCAGUCCAUGUGCAACAUUUACUUGUAAAUGGUUGUGGUGGGGCUUUUUUACAUCCCACUCAUGUCUUUGGUAAUUUUAACAAGUUAUAUGGAACAUCCUUUGACUGCAAGGCUGCUUAUCCUUCUUUCGAAGACUCAAGCAGGAUUGCACUAGGCAAUAUUUUGAAGUUUCGAAAGAAGAACUGGCAAUUUGAUUUUAUUGGUGGCAUCAUAUACUUUGUCCUGACCUUUUCUAUGUUUCCACAGUGUAAGCUUGGCCAUAUCUUGCGGGAUGAUUCAUUUUCUGGUCGGUUGGGGAGUUUCUUUGGCACGGUGUGGAAUAGUUUUAUAUGCAUGCUGGAACACUCUUAUGUAUCUCUAGCAGGUGCUCUGAUAUUGCUAAUUGCGGCAAUUGCAUUUGUUCCCUCCAAAGUCUCACGAAAGAAAAGGGCCAUAAUUGGUGUCAUUCAUGUCUCUGCUCACCUGGCCGCAGCUCUAGUUCUUAUGUUGCUGUUGGAACUGGGCGUUGAGACAUGUAUCAGGCACAAACUACUAGCAACUUCAGGCUAUCACACUUUGUACCAGUGGUACCGAUCUGUGGAGAGUGAGCACUUUCCAGAUCCAACCGGCCUCCGAGCUCGCAUAGAACAGUGGACUUUUGGUCUUUAUCCAGCAUGUAUCAAGUAUCUUAUGUCUGCAUUUGAUGUUCCUGAGGUAAUGGCUGUCACAAGGAGCAACAUUUGUAAGGCAGGGAUGGAAUCACUCUCUAGAGGGGGCGCCGCGAUAUACUAUGCCUCUGUCUUUCUGUAUUUCUGGGUCUUUUCUACCCCAGUGGUGUCCUUGGUAUUUGGAAGCUACUUGUACAUCUGCAUUAACUGGCUUCACAUACACUUUGAUGAAGCCUUCUCCUCACUCCGAAUUGCAAAUUACAAGGCGUUCACUCGAUUCCAUAUAACUACAGAUGGCGAUCUUGAGGUCUUUACCCUCGCAGUUGAUAAGGUUCCGAAGGAAUGGAAGCUGGACCCCGACUGGGAUGGAGAGCCAAAACAGCCGCAGCAGCUGAACCACAACAGAAAGUAUCCCAGUAAAUGGAGUGCAGCUUCUCCUCAGCAGGAUCCUAUACACACUGUUAAGAUUGUUGACCAUUUUGUCAUUAAACAAACAGAUGAAUUUGACACUGGAGCAAGUAAUGGUCCAGUUAGCUCGCUGACCUAGCUUGCUUCUCAAAUUUGUAGCAUUAGUUUAGCUUUCUUGAUUUAGAUAGCAAUGAAAAAGGGGAAUUGAAAAAAAAAAAGAGUAUCAAUCAGUACGAUUCUACAGUUCUUAGCUAUUUGUCUGCAGGUUUGAGUGCAAAUGACCCAUCGGGUGGUCCCAUGUGGACCCAGGUGUUCAUUUUGAUUGAUUAAUCAGUGAUCUAAUUUAAGUUCCAUCUUAGUAAUCAAUGAGGAGAUUCGGUUUAAAUGAGA